AUAUUGCUGUACUAAAAAUAUGGCUUCAAUAAGUCUAUUAAAUCCUAAAGCUGAAUUCGCUAGGGCAGCGCAAGCUUUAGCUGUUAACAUUUCCGCCGCUAAAGGAAUUCAGGAUGUUAUGAGAACUAACCUCGGUCCUAAAGGAACCAUGAAAAUGCUGGUAUCUGGCGCCGGUGACAUAAAAAUAACUAAAGACGGUAAUGUACUACUGCAUGAAAUGCAAAUACAACAUCCCACUGCUUCUCUCAUUGCCCGCGCGUCCACCGCCCAAGACGACGCCACCGGCGACGGGACGACGUCCACUGUUCUUCUUAUAGGAGAAUUACUCAAACAAGCUGAUAUUUAUAUUAGUGAAGGAUUGCACCCUAGGAUCAUCACUGAAGGGUUUGAUGUUGCUCGCAAUAAAGCUCUGGAGAUUCUUGAUUCUAUGAAAAUACCUAUAGAAAUUAAAAGAGAAAGUUUAGUUGACGUUGCAAGAACCUCUCUCAAGACUAAGGUACAUGCUAGUUUGGCCAACUUGCUAACUGAUGCCUGUGUAGAUGCUGUCCUCGCCAUUCGUACACCCAACAAACCAGUUGACUUACACAUGGUGGAACUCAUGGAAAUGCAACACAAAACAGCCACAGAAACAACAUUGAUAAGAGGUUUGGUUUUGGACCAUGGUGCACGUCACCCAGACAUGCCAAAACGUGUUGAGAAUGCAUACAUUCUUACGUGCAAUGUCUCCCUAGAAUAUGAAAAAACUGAGGUUAAUUCUGGCUUCUUCUAUAAAUCAGCAGAAGAUAGAGAAAAGCUUAUUGCUGCUGAGAGAGAAUUUAUUGACCAAAGGGUAAAGAAGAUUAUUGCUUUAAAGAAGAAAGUCUGUGAAGGUACAGACAAAUCAUUUGUUGUUAUCAACCAAAAGGGAAUUGAUCCUCUUUCCCUUGAUGCACUUGCUAAGGAAGGCAUAAUCGCUCUGCGUAGAGCCAAGAGGCGUAACAUGGAGCGGCUGUCACUCGCUUGCGGUGGAACCGCCAUGAACUCCGUUGAAAAUAUCACAGAAGAUUGUCUUGGUUAUGCUGGUCUUGUCUAUGAGCAUAUACUUGGAGAAGAAAAGUAUACAUUUGUAGAGGAGUGCAAGAAUCCUUUGUCAGUAACUAUUCUUAUAAAAGGACCAAACAAGCACACACUCCUUCAGAUUAAGGAUGCGGUGCGAGAUGGUCUCAGAGCCAUCAAUAAUGCUAUUGAAGAUAAAUGUGUGGUACCAGGUGCUGGAGCUUUUGAUAUCAAAGCCAACAUGGAGCUUUUGAAAUUCAAAGAUACAGUCAAGGGCAAAGCUCGUUUAGGUAUUCAAGCUUAUGCUGAAGCUUUGCUUGUGAUACCAAAAACUCUUGCAGUCAACUCAGGUUAUGAUGCCCAAGACACUAUUGUUAAACUUCAAGAGGAGGCUCGUUUGAGCCCUGAUCCGAUUGGUCUAGACUUGAGCACUGGAGAAGCAAUUAAACCAGCUGAUUUAGGUAUAUUUGAUAACUACAUUGUCAAGAAACAAAUACUUAAUUCUUGUUCUGUCAUUGCCAGCAACCUUCUACUAGUAGAUGAAAUUAUGAGAGCUGGAAUGUCAAGUCUCAAGGGAUAAAACACAAAUUUAUGAAAUUUAAUAUCUUAUAGUUGUAACACAAAUUAGCUUUUAAUAAUGGCUUGUGCAUUUAAUUUGUCUAAUGCUUCAUAAAGUUUUCCUUUCAUUUGAUCAUAUUUCACUUACAAAGUAUGUAUUUAAUAAU
Molecule: messenger RNA, 1760 nt
Organism: Aricia agestis (brown argus)
Lineage: Eukaryota; Metazoa; Arthropoda; Insecta; Lepidoptera; Lycaenidae
Gene: CCT6
Product: T-complex protein 1 subunit zeta
Exons: 8
Coding region: 20-1615 (531 amino acids)
Biological process (GO): protein folding
Cellular component (GO): chaperonin-containing T-complex
Molecular function (GO): ATP-dependent protein folding chaperone; ATP binding; ATP hydrolysis activity
Source: RefSeq, a predicted model, not a curated record